GUGAUAUCGGCCAUUUUCCAAUAUGUAGACACGCGUGUUAAACCUCUGAAUUUUUUUAACUGCCAUAGUUUGAAAGGUUUUUAAGGAAUCUAGGUAAUAUAUACAUCAAUGGAAAGGGAAAAUUAAACGCUUUCUAGAAUCAUGGACAUACGUAAGAACGAAGAUCGAACAAUAUCACUAAUGCUAUCUCGUGUUAUGGAAGACAUAGGCGUCACAAAGGAAAUGGUCAACCGAAGACGAAGGACAUUUUUAGAAAAUGAGGACAUAUCGUGUUUGUCGGAGAUACUCCUGGGACUCAACACAAUAUGUUACAACUUUGGGAGCCAAAGCGAGGCGACCACUACUUUAGGCAUGGGCUCCGAUCUCGAUUGUUUAAACUGUCUGAAUAAGCGGCCUGUAAUCCUGAGCAUGGAGGACUGGAAUGCUGGCAAAGACAACCUUCUCCUACUCAGGGACCAGCAAACCCCUCCUCAACACUGUUACUUACAAAGGUUAAGCAGUGAAUCACCACAACCAAUGACAAAUCUACCGGUGUCAGAUCACGUAAAAGACAACAAAGGACGUGUUCUGAUCCAGAACACGUGGUUCAGCAGCUCGGCGCAACGUCAGGUUAGAAAGGUCAGUAAGAAGCUUAUAAAGCACGGCCCGUCGCUGAGUUAUUCAGAUGAUGUGGACUAUGUAUUCUCUUUCCACUGCCAGAAAAUUCCAGAUGUCUGUAGUUCUUGGAUCAACAGAAAUAGACCGGGUCAUUGGCCACCAACAAACGUUAAAAAGAUGGCAAUGAGUGCAGGAAUCUUUCUCUUAGCUUGUGGACACCCAGACAGUGAACAGGAAUCAAUGGAGUGGAGAUUCUCGACUUCAGCUGCCGAGAGAUUGUUGAUGUUUGACUUGAGCCUAUGUCAGAUCAAAGUGCUCAUCUUACUGAAAAUGAUCAGGAAAACGUACUUAAAAAAGACAGUAGGUGACGGACUAACUACAUAUCAUUUGAAAACUGCGCUAUUAUACACGAUAGAAAAGUACCCUCCUGACGUCUGGAAAGAAGACAGUUUACUCCAGUGUGCGAUUAACUGUCUUACAACGCUAGCAAGAUGGCUGCGUCUGAAUUACGUACCGCACUACACCAUGGAAGGUGUAAAUUUGCUGACUGGAAAGCUGAAGAAACAUGAAUUACCACACUUGGAAAAUAUUGUUCUGAACAUGAUAAACACGAAACUGCAGUGCGUUCUUGGAAUAGAAAUGGAUGCAGUUGGAGACAGAUUAUGGACUUUGAUACAUAAAGGGUGGUACUCCAGUGAACAGUUUGCGUCCAGGGAAAGCAUUGAGUGCGCUAUUAUAUCGUUUCUGGCUGAAGCGUAUUUUGGAAACUUAAAUCAUUCUUUGAACCAAUAUUUGGUGGCAGCAAAUAAAGUCAGUUUCGACCAGGCGUACAACACCAUCAAAUCAAAUUUGUCAAUUUUGGCAAAUGGUUUGUUAAAUUCAAAUCAAAUUAAACGUGAUACGACAAGGUUGCUCAUCAAGUACCUGAGUUCAGUCGUCGCCACGAUGCAGGCUUCACUAUGUCUUCGGAAUGGCGUGCCGAUUAUGUUACCAGACACUGUGAAUCUUUUUAAUGUGUCAGUAGACUUUGAUUUAGCUUCAUGUAAACUGAAGCUUGCUUCAGUAUACUACUGUAUGAAAGAGUAUAGAAAAGCAGAAGAUAUACUGUCGAAAGUAGAGCAUAGCUUUCAGCCAUGGGUACUGUCCGCUUGUGAUUGUCGGAAACGCACCAUGAAGAAACCAACAAAAGCUUUUGAUCGAAGAGCACUAGCAUCUACAAAUCAAGAUAUGUUGAAGUCCUCUGUAACAAUGUGGGUCAAAAUCCUACGCCAUGAGAUGGAGUGCGUCCCAAAACAUUUGCAUUUCGAAAUGUACCGUGCAACUGGCAAUGACGAUAUCCAACUCCGGGAUCACUGGGAUGACAUCUGGAUGGACAUGGCGCUGGUCGACUCGCUUCCUUUCACCUACUAUCUGCAAUACCUGACAUAUCGGGAGCUUGGAAUGGAAGACGCUCGAAUAGAAUCUGUUGAAAAGCUAGCAGAUUAUGUCGAGAAGUACAACGGUUAUGGCCAUAUAGAAACGGUUUGCAACUUAGUUGGACAUUGCUUUGAGUUAGAGGGAUUGUUUGACCAAGCUCUUGAAUGGUAUCUAGAAUCUCUUCACGCUCUGCCAAGAAACAACGCUGCCAUGUGGCACAUAAUUUUGUUGUUGUAUUCUUUGUUUAAACGUGGCAUGUAUUUAACUGGUCAAGGUUUUAAGAUUGGGAGGAACAUUUCUCGGUAACAACUACGAAGUAAACAUGGCAGACAACCUAAACACAAUUUCAUAAUUGUCAAUUUCUUCAUAGACAGUAACAGAAUAUAAAUCAAAUUUUACUAGGUAUGCUUUUGCAUAUAAUACAAUAAAUAAUGAGUACAAAAUGUGUAGAAUGUAAAAGGAAAGCAUAGAUUUUAAAAAUCAAUUCUUUCAGAUCAGUUGGUAAGCGCUGCGUGGAAUUGUCACAGUAACACGAGAAGAAACAAAUGACCACGUAUACGAUUUGUAUACCGAGCGUAUAUGUUAUAUUUUGCAAUAUUAUUUGAUUUAACGUCAGUUUUUUUUUACAAUUUUUAUACUAAACAAGUUCGUUUUAGAAACAUUCUGACGAAUGUAGAAAGUAAUACUGUAAAAAGAGUUUUGUCUCCAGUUUGCUUCAGGGUGGGGGUGGGGUAGAUGUAAGCGAUUUUUGUUUAAACAUCCAUUUUCAACAGUAUUUCAGGUUAUAUUAAGGCGGUCAAUUUUCCUUGCGGUGGUGAAUUUUCCUAACCAUCGUGUUAUGGACUAUACCACAGUCAUUAACAGUUCGGUUGGUAGCGGGGUUCGAACCCAAAAUUUCCCUCAGACUUACAAGACAAUCGGCCCAUCAGUACUUCAGUGGUAUUAAUGCGGUUUUUGGUGACCAGCUGGAUUUAUACGCGCGAACCGGAUAGAAUUGUCUGCUGGUGCGCGCUACUGAACUCGCAUUUUAAGAUGUUUUUUUCCCGAUCCAUAUAGAUAUAUAUUGUGGAAGUAACUUAUUUUAGUGGUCACUGGUGCUUUCCAGGGACACCUCUACUGUUUCCCGUCUACAGACUGUUGGUCUCUAAUGUUUAUACUUACUUAAACUAACCAUUAAAUAUGACCCCAGGAUUGAUCAAAAUUUAACGCUGAUCAAUUUUCAACGGCUAUUUUGAUCAAAAUUUAAUGUUGAAAUGUUAUCCUGGGUCAGUUUUCAACGUUGAAAUGUUAUCAGGGUUAUUUUUUACGUUAAAAAAUGACCAUUGAGGUCAUUUUUCAACGGGGUCAAAAUUUAGUGUUACCAGAGGUGUGGGGGUGGACAUAUUUUGUGAUUUGCUGUUUUUUGGCGAGAAAAACUUUAGUUAGACUGUAGCAUUAUUAAACCGAGGACUUUAAUAUUAAACAGAGGUCGCAAUUAGAAUGUAGCAUCAUUAAACUAAAUGCUAUAAAACACUGAUCGCUGCUAGAAUGUAACAUCAUUAAACUGUGGGUUUAAUUGCAAUAUUGAAUACAGUGUGUAAUUAGCAUAUAAAAUCAUAUACUUCAAGGCUAGUCAUGACCAUUAAUUCUUGCAUAAAACUGCUGUUUUUAUCGUUUAAGUUGGUGUAUUAACAGACUGAAGAAUAAAUUUGCAUUAACAGAGAGAUUCUCGCGCUCACACCUUUAAUUUUACCUAUGCGUGUUACGUGUCAAGCGUAAACGUAUUACGGUGAAAGUUAACAUUAAUUUUUUCUAUAACUUUGAUGCUUUAGCUUUCAUGCGCACACGAAACAGACAAAACUGCAUAUAUGUAAGAAAAAGCUGCACGGAAUUUGUAUUAUUAUAGAUUAUUUUCAUUUGUAGUAAAUUUACUAAGAAACAA
Mercenaria mercenaria is the source of this 3934-nucleotide messenger RNA. RefSeq lists its product as uncharacterized. The transcript is spliced from 2 exons. Lineage: Eukaryota; Metazoa; Mollusca; Bivalvia; Venerida; Veneridae. The record is from RefSeq and is a predicted model, not a curated record. Bases 142 to 2319 code for a protein of 725 amino acids. Gene Ontology annotation, molecular function: protein binding.